Pogona vitticeps (central bearded dragon) is the source of this 1220-nucleotide messenger RNA. Lineage: Eukaryota; Metazoa; Chordata; Lepidosauria; Squamata; Agamidae. The record is from RefSeq and is a predicted model, not a curated record.
AUAUAAUUUUUCUUCUUCUUUAUUAAAGAUAUUCGGGACACAGUGAAAUACAAAGAAGUGAUGAAGCAAUAUGGGCUGGGUCCAAAUGGUGGAAUUGUGACUUCACUCAAUCUUUUUGCUACAAGAUUUGAUCAGGUGAUGAAAUUUAUUGAAAAACGGCAGGCUGCAUCCCAAUAUGUCCUGAUUGACACUCCAGGGCAGAUCGAGGUGUUCACCUGGUCAGCCUCAGGCACUAUUAUUACUGAAGCUCUGGCUUCCUCUUUCCCUUCUGUGGUGGUUUACGUGAUGGACACCUCUCGCAGCACCAACCCUGUCACCUUCAUGUCUAAUAUGCUCUAUGCCUGCAGUAUCCUGUACAAAACCAAGCUCCCGUUUAUUGUGGCUAUGAACAAAACAGAUAUCAUUGACCACAGCUUUGCAGUGGAGUGGAUGCAGGACUUUGAAGCCUUCCAAGAUGCCCUCAACCAGGAAGCCACCUAUGUCAGCAACUUGACUCGCUCCAUGAGCCUAGUCCUGGAUGAGUUCUACAACUCACUCAAGGUGGUGGGGGUUUCUGCUGUGCAGGGAACAGGGCUGGAUGAGUUUUUUGAACAUGUGUCCAAAGCUGUUGAUGAAUAUGAAAGGGAGUACCGCCCAGAGUAUGAACGCCUCAGGAAGAAGCUGGGAAGAGUGCGGAGCCAGCAGCAGCAGGAGCAGCUGGAGCGCCUACAGCACGAUAUGAGCCCAGCUGCUGGGGAGAGCCACCCUCCUAGAUCUGGCUCAUCAGUGGAGUCUCUGCUUGGCCCCUCUGCCCUCAUCCUGACACGAGGAGCUUUAGGAGAAGAAGAGCAGGAGGGGGACCAAGACAGUGACACCGAUGACAUCAACCACCAAGUGACAGAGGAAAGCCAUGAAGGGCCGGCCUUCCAGAACUUCCUCCAGGAGGCCAGGCGGCGCUAUCCGGCUCGAAGCAGCCAGUAGUGGGGAAAGAAGAUGGCAGCAGCAGCUGUGAGGUGCAGUCCGUGCAUCCCGGGCUGCAGCUUUGGCCUUCUGAGCCUGUUGGACUGUUGCUUCGUGCUUCCCUUUGCAACAAGAGGGAGGCCAGUUUCAGGUCUCCAGAAGCUUUUCUGCCCAGCCAGGGCUGCAGCUGAGAAAAGUAUUCAGGGCAGAGUGAACUGUGGUACACCUGGGAAUCCCAUCUAUAAUGUUAUGCUUAUCAAGAAACCUCUAUUUUGCUAUCA